CUGUCUAGCCGUUGUCGCUGUCGUCGUCGCCGUUGCCGUCGUUAUCGCAGCUGGGUCUUCGUAGGUUGUUCGUCAUUGAUUUUUUAUUUUUUCCAACGCAGUUCCGCAAACGGCAGUGAAAAAAUUUUGUGUCUUUCAAAUAAAAUUCCCUAACAUCAUAAUUUGUUGCAAUUAAUUGCAAAUUUGUGGACAAUUUGCAAUUAUGGGCGACAAUGAGCAAAAGGCGCUGCAAUUGAUGGCUGAGGCCGAGAAGAAAUUAACGCAGCAAAAAGGCUUUCUCGGUUCACUUUUUGGUGGUUCGAAUAAGGUUGAAGAUGCCAUCGAAUGUUACCAACGCGCCGGCAAUAUGUUCAAAAUGUCCAAAAAUUGGGCUAAAGCUGGCGAAUGCUUCUGUGAGGUAGCCAACUUGCAUUCACGUGCUGCUAGUCGUCAUGAUGCCGGUGUGGCAUAUGUAGAUGCCUCCAACUGCUAUAAGAAAAUUGAUGUCGAGAGCGCUGUCUCCUGCCUACUUAAAGCGAUUGACAUCUACACCGAUAUGGGACGCUUUACCAUGGCAGCAAAGCAUCACCAGAGCAUUGCUGAAAUGUAUGAGAGCGACCCAGGAACGCUGGCCAAAGCUGUACAGCACUAUGAACAAGCUGCUGAUUACUUUAAGGGCGAAGAAUCGGUGAGUUCAGCCAAUAAGUGUAUGUUGAAGGUAGCUCAAUAUGCCGCACAGUUGGAGGAUUACGAAAAAGCCAUAAACAUAUAUGAGCAGGUGGCAGCUUCAUCGCUGGAAAGUUCACUGCUCAAAUAUAGCGCUAAAGAGUAUUUCUUCCGUGCUGCAUUAUGUCAUCUGAGUGUGGAUCUGUUGAAUGCUCAACAUGCUAUUGAAAAAUAUGCACAGCAAUAUCCAGCAUUCCAAGAUUCGCGUGAAUUCAAGCUCAUUAAGGUGCUUUGCGAACACUUGGAAGAGCAAAACAUCGAAGGCUUCACAGAAGCGGUCAAAGAUUACGAUAGCAUUUCACGUCUGGACCAGUGGUAUACCACAAUAUUGCUUAGAAUUAAGAAAGCAGCCGAUGAGGAUCCCGAUUUACGAUAAAUUUAUCAUUAAUAUUAUUAAUUAUAUACAAAAAAAACAAAGAAAAGAAAAUAAUAUUAUUCCAAAUAGUAAACGUAUAUGAAAAAAGAAGCAUAAAACUUAAACGUAACUUUUUAAAUUCCACAUUCACUUGUCGAAUAUUCAAUAGUUAUACAUACUACAUAUAUAUAUAUAAAUACUUUAUUUUUGAAACGUACUAAAGUAAUCCCAGUUAAUUAACAAAAUAAAACCAAACCCGAUUUUAUUUUAUUUAAACAGUUGAAUAAACAAAACUUCAUACACACACAGCUUUUCUUUAAACAAAAUCAGUACAAUAACAAGAACCACUACACACACACAACUAGACCACAAUCUACAGCAGACAGUAACAAAUGCUAAUGUUUCGUAUAACAUAACGGAAAAAUAAUCAACAUUAUUACUAUUAUUAACAUAAUGGAAUGGAAGCAAUACUAGCUUCUUAAUACCGAAAAAACAAAAAUAAACAUAUUUUAUUUUAAAAUUUCAUAUUGUGUAAUACAAAAAUGUUUAAUAGCUAACACUAAGAAUUGCCUUGCGACAAUAUGUGUAGUUAGCAGAAUUUAAAUUGUAUGGAAAAUGGAAUUUUUGCAUAACUACCAAGCGCUACAGCUGCGCUAAGCGUUGGCAAACAAUGAUAGACAAGUGAAAUGUUGAAUAGAAUGUGCGCUAAAACAAUAAAAUUGUUAUAAAAUAA
Messenger RNA from Bactrocera latifrons, 1793 nucleotides. RefSeq names its product alpha-soluble NSF attachment protein (gene alphaSnap). The transcript is spliced from 6 exons. The record is from RefSeq and is a predicted model, not a curated record. Gene Ontology annotation, molecular function: syntaxin binding; soluble NSF attachment protein activity. Gene Ontology annotation, biological process: intracellular protein transport; SNARE complex disassembly. Gene Ontology annotation, cellular component: SNARE complex; vacuolar membrane. The coding region runs from base 203 to 1081 and encodes 292 amino acids. NCBI's taxonomy places the organism in Eukaryota, Metazoa, Arthropoda, Insecta, Diptera, Tephritidae.